UCGCUUUCCUAAUUUUGUCAAAAGUUGCUAAAAAAAAUUGUCUACAAAGAACUAUAUUUAAAGUAAAAUUAUAUUUCCCAAAUCGAAAUGACUUUGUUAAAAAAGUGCUGCUGUUUUAGUUUGCGAACAGCCGCACUUAUUAUAGCCUAUUCGACAUUAAUUAUUGAAGUUCUGCUCUGGGUCUGGUUAUUCUAUCCAGUUUGUCAAAUUUGUGGUGAUUUCUUGGUACUUUGGGUGUUUGCCGCGAUAUGGAAUAUAUUUUCCGCGGCAAUUCUAAUAACAGCAGUUCAUCGGGAACAUCCAAAACUUAUCCCCCUUCAUCUGGUGAUGCAUCUUUCUGGACUCAUUUUAGAUAUGAUUGGACAUUUAAAGAUGGCAGCCAAAAAUGAAAAAAAUUGGAAAGCUAUGACACAUGCAUUUAUUUAUAUUGCAUUUAUGGCCACGGAUAUAGUGAUUGCACUGAGUUAUUAUCAUUCGGAAAUAUAGUAGAGCUUAAGGAUUGCCUUGGCAAGUGGUUCAGGAAGGAGCUGUUGACAUUAUCCUGAACAUAUUUCAAUUUAUUUUUCGUGGUAUACCUUUGAAAUCUAUAAAAGUUUAAUAUAUCUUUAAUAACA
This is a messenger RNA of Drosophila serrata, 614 nucleotides long. RefSeq names its product male sterile (2) 35Ci (gene ms(2)35Ci). The record is from RefSeq and is a predicted model, not a curated record. NCBI's taxonomy places the organism in Eukaryota, Metazoa, Arthropoda, Insecta, Diptera, Drosophilidae.